This is a messenger RNA of Camellia sinensis, 552 nucleotides long. The record is from RefSeq and is a predicted model, not a curated record. Lineage: Eukaryota; Viridiplantae; Streptophyta; Magnoliopsida; Ericales; Theaceae.
AUCUUAAAAUGUUGCGGGUAUCAAAAAUAUUUUCUCAUAAAUAAUAAUAGGGGUCAAAAAAUAAAUAAUAGGAAGAGAAAGGGAAGAAACAAGAGAGUGAAUGAUCUGGAGGGAGAUCUGUUGAGAGCAGUGGGCUGAUGCUGAUAAUACUGAAUACUGAUACUAUGCAUAUAUAUAUAUAUAGAGAGAGAGAGAGAGAGAGAGAGGGAGAUUCUAGAGAGAGAGAGAGAGAGGAUAUGGAUAUGGGGGGACUGCAUUGAAUCGACAGAGAACCCAAAAUAUCACGAAAAAUCUGUGACUACCCUUUUGAUUCUGUAUCUUUUGAUUAUAUAUAUACAUCCCUACCCUUAUAAAUUCACAUUAUUGCUUUGUCUUUGGAAGUUGUGGUUAUAGUGUAGUAAUUUUUCUGGGUGGGUGUUUGGUGGGACAUGGAUGCUUUUUCUUCUUCUUCUUUGAUGGAAAAUGGGAAUGAACCCCAUGUGUUAGCAGUAGAUGACAAUCUCAUUGAUCGCAAACUUGUUGAAAAGCUGCUCAAGAACUCCUCUUGCAAAG